AAUGCACGGUGUUGAAGCUGGAUGUGGUGCGUGGCCAGCGGGAGCCGGUGACAACCAUACGGAGUCUGGCGAGCGUCACUUGCGAUGCCAACAACAGCAGCAGCAGCAGCAGCAACAACAACAAUCACAACAGCAAUCUGGCAGCAACGACGACAACAACCACGUACCUGCAGAUCGAGCAACAGCAGCGAAUUGGCUGCCGUCGAUGAGGAUGACGAUGACAACAUGGCGAAUCUCUUGAACAGCAGCCACAACAACAACAGUAACAACAACAGCAGCAACAACAAUCAGACGCACAGCAGCAACAUCGUGAGCAAUCAUCGAGCCAGCCAACCGAUCAUUGUCAAGAUCGAACCAACACAGGCAUUUCACAUUGUCGAUGAGGGCGAUACGCGUGUCUUGAGUUUGCCACUCAGCGAUGCCGACAAACUGGGCGCCAGUUGGAUUGAUCUCAAGGAUAUUGCUGGCCUGCAGACGGGCGGAGGCGCCACGCUGCUCGACGUCUGCUUCGAGUCGGUGACGGGCGAGGAGGAGGAUCUGGAUGAGGACGAUGAGGUGGGGGCAACAAUCAUAGCGAGCGCAUCGCCAGAGCAACUCGAAGAGCCAGCGCCCAAACGUUUGGCUCUAACUGCAACACACCAGCAACAGCAACAGCAGCAGCAACAUUCACAGCAGCAACAACAUUCGCAGCAACAAUCGAAGUACAUCUCAGAGCCUCCCGCUUUGGCGCGCACUGGCAGCUUUAGCAGCCUGAGCAGCUUCAGCAACAUCAGCAACGCCAGCAACAUCAGCAAUAGCAACAACAGCAAUCGCAAGACAGCCACGCCCACGCGUCGACGCGAGCGUACGCCUCCGCCGCUGCUGUUGACCACAGCAGCAAAGUCAACAGCAACAGCAACUGCUACGGCAGCAGCCACAAUAGCAACAGCAACAGCAGCAACUGCCACUGCAACGACGGCAACAACAACCGCAGCAACCACAACUGUUGCUGCGUUGGCGGCGACAGCAACGCGCGACAGAGACAGGGAUAGAGAACGAGAGCGAGACAGAGACAGGGACAGGGAUAGAGACAGAGAUAGCAGCAGCAGCAAUGGAGCCAUGACAGCUCAAAUUGAAAUAAUUCCAUGCAAAGUCUGUGGCGAUAAAUCAUCGGGCGUGCAUUACGGCGUCAUCACCUGCGAGGGCUGCAAAGGUUUCUUCCGGCGAUCGCAGAGCUCCGUUGUGAACUAUCAGUGUCCCCGCAAUAAGCAAUGCGUCGUGGAUCGCGUUAAUCGGAAUCGCUGUCAAUACUGUAGACUGCAAAAGUGCCUAAAACUGGGAAUGAGUCGUGAUGCUGUAAAAUUCGGCAGAAUGUCCAAGAAACAGCGCGAAAAAGUGGAGGACGAGGUGCGUUUCCAUCGCGCCCAGAUGCGUGCCCAAAGCGAUGCCGCUCCGGAUAGCUCAGUGUACGAUACACAGACGCCCUCAAGCAGCGAUCAGCUGCAGCACAACAACUACAACAGCUACAGCGGCGGCUACUCGAACAACGAGGUCGGCUAUGGCAGUCCCUAUGGCUACUCGGCAUCGGUGACCCCGCAACAGACGAUGCAAUAUGAUAUCUCGGCCGAUUAUGUGGACAGCACCACAUACGAGCCGCGCAGUACAAUGAUCGAUCCCGAAUUUAUUAGUCAUGCGGACGGCGAUAUCAAUGAUGUGCUGAUCAAAACUCUGGCGGAGGCGCAUGCAAAUACAAAUACCAAACUGGAAUCUGUGCAUGACAUGUUCCGAAAGCCACAGGAUCUAUCGCGCAUACUCUAUUACAAAAAUCUGGGCCAAGAGGAGCUCUGGCUGGACUGUGCCGAGAAGCUGACACAAAUGAUACAGAAUAUUAUCGAAUUUGCAAAGCUAAUACCGGGCUUUAUGCGACUCAGUCAAGAUGAUCAGAUAUUGUUGCUGAAGACGGGCUCAUUUGAGCUGGCGAUUGUUCGCAUGUCCAGAUUGCUAGAUCUCUCACAGAAUGCUGUACUGUAUGGCGAUGUGAUGCUGCCUCAGGAGGCAUUCUACACAUCCGAUUCGGAGGAGAUGCGUCUGGUGUCACGCAUUUUCCAAACGGCUAAAUCGAUAGCCGAACUCAAACUGACUGAAACCGAACUGGCGCUAUAUCAGAGCUUAGUGCUGCUCUGGCCAGAACGCAAUGGAGUGCGCGGCAAUACGGAAAUACAGAGGCUUUUCAAUCUGAGCAUGAAUGCAAUACGGCAGGAGCUGGAAACGAAUCAUGCGCCGCUCAAGGGCGAUGUUACCGUGCUGGACACGCUCCUCAAUAACAUACCCAAUUUCCGCGAUAUUUCGAUUUUGCACAUGGAAGCGCUGAGCAAAUUUAAGCAACAACAUCCGAAUGUUGUGUUCCCAGCGCUGUACAAGGAGCUAUUCUCAAUAGAUUCACAACAGGAUCUGACAUAACCAGAGCCGAUCUUUAUGGACACAUCAGCUGGCUCUGUGGCCGAUGUUGCAGCCGGUUGUCCGCUGCAGAUACUUGCAACAGCAACCGCAACGGCAACGGCAACAUCACCGGAGCAGCCACUGCAGCUGGAGGACUGAGGCGGCAUAACAACAACAGCAACAACAACAACAGCAACAACAAUAAUCAACAACAACAAAACAGCAAGCAACAUCAAUACAAACAAAACUUUAUCAUCAUUUAAGCUAGCAUACAACCAAGGAUGUGAUCCUGGCCGAGGACUCACUUAAAAGCUACAAACAAAAACAAAAAAACAAAGCAAAAAUAUUUCAAAAAUAUUAUAUAUACUUUUUUCUAGAAAAAAAAUAAAAAACAAAAGGAUGCAAAUGAUGAAAACACACACAGGCUAAUUACAUCAAAAACAAAACAAAAAAACAAAAGCAAAUACAAUUUAAUAAAUUUAAAACGUAACUCAGUUAAUAUUUCGCUUCAUAGACAACAAAAACAAAACAAAACAAAAAAAAUAUAUAUACAAAAGAAAACAAAAAGUCAAAAUGCAUUUUAGCAAAAAAAAAACUAAACAAAACCGAAAAUAAGCAAAAAUAGUUUUCAGUUAUGCAAAGCAAAUAAAAGCAUGUAAGCAAAACAUAGCCACGCCCCCCGCCCUCUAGCCAAGUACUUAAUGAACAAGCAAUUUAAAAUUUUCAUUUAAUUUUUUUGUAAAACUGAGCUCAGCUUGAUAUCAUGAUAUGCUCCCCUCUUCCUCCUCCUCCUCCUCAGUUCAAAGUCCCUUAAAUAAAAAUAAGAAAAACUAAAAACAAAAAAAAAAUAUAAAACACCGCUCUAACCCUCUAGGUUGUCUCUGCCUUUUGUUGUAAACUAAAAACAUGUGUAUUAUAUAUACAAUAUAUAUAUAUAAAACCAAUUUAUAUAUAUAAAUAUAAAAUUACAUUACGUACAUAUAAAUAUAUAUAAUCAUUUAUAUAUUAUCAUUUUUUAUACAUAAUGCAAAUACAAUUUUUGUAAACAAAAUGCGAAAAAACGAAAAAAUGGAAAAAAAUGCAAAAAACAAAAUCGAAUAUCUCGGAAAAAUGUGUUCUUAUAUAAUUAUGAUUAAUGUUUAAUGUUUAAAUAAUUACAAUUACAAUUACGUUUAACACUUUAAAAAAAAACAAGUUGCAAAAAACAAAACAACAACAAAACAAGAAAAACACAUUUAGGAGCAAAAACUUUUAUCAUUUUCGUUUAACUAUUUUAUAGCAUUUUUCCCCCAAAAAAUUCCGGUUCCAAGGUUUAUUAGAUUUAAAUGAGAAUAAAACAAAAAAAACAAAAAAAAAUACACAAUUUAAAUAAAAAGCAUUAACAGACUUUAAUAGUUUAGCUAAAACACAGCAACAACAACAACAACAACAGAAGAUGAAAAAUGAACAGAAACACUUUUGAUAUACAAAUACAAUAAAAGAUACAUAAAUAAAUUGUACUAAAUGAUAAAGUUAAUAUUGAGAAUGGAAAACAAAAAAAAAACAGCAAAAAACAAAAUGAUGAAAAUUAUAUCGUAAUUAUCAAGUUACAAGUUUAUUGUUUUAAGCGAAACUUAUAAGAAAUAAAAAACAAAAAACAGAAAAAAAACCAACAACAAAAAAAACAGAAACAAGAAAUAUAUAAGCAAGAAGAAUGAAAGAGAUGAAAACAAACAAACAAACAGACUGAUGGACCGCACGCCACAACAAAA
This is a messenger RNA of Drosophila albomicans, 4169 nucleotides long. RefSeq names its product probable nuclear hormone receptor HR3 (gene Hr3). The record is from RefSeq and is a predicted model, not a curated record. Gene Ontology annotation, molecular function: zinc ion binding; RNA polymerase II cis-regulatory region sequence-specific DNA binding; nuclear receptor activity. The transcript is spliced from 9 exons. Gene Ontology annotation, biological process: regulation of transcription by RNA polymerase II. Gene Ontology annotation, cellular component: nucleus. Lineage: Eukaryota; Metazoa; Arthropoda; Insecta; Diptera; Drosophilidae. Bases 85 to 2439 code for a protein of 784 amino acids.